Anopheles gambiae (African malaria mosquito) is the source of this 1804-nucleotide messenger RNA. RefSeq names its product T-complex protein 11-like protein 2. The coding region runs from base 191 to 1687 and encodes 498 amino acids. Lineage: Eukaryota; Metazoa; Arthropoda; Insecta; Diptera; Culicidae. The transcript has 2 exons. The record is from RefSeq and is a predicted model, not a curated record. Gene Ontology annotation, biological process: signal transduction.
AUCUCUCUCUCUUUCUCUAUCUCUCUCCCUCUUUGACAGUUCAACAUUGCCGGACAUGCUAGAACAUGCCGCUAGCGUACAUCUUCGGAAAUUUGAAGCUUUCAAAUUAAUUUUAUUUGAGAUUAUUAGUUACUAGUUACGAAUUCGUGUAAAACAUCAACUUUAUGUUACUAAAUUGCAUAGUUCCAGUAUGACACAUCCUUCCGGUUUGUAUAAUCGUAAGAAGAGUCUUCCUGUUGGAGAGGAAAACAAAAACCACGUCCUCCGUCUAUUGGCCGACCUUUUGGAAAGGGCAAGCCUCAGUACAAACAACGCAAAGAACAUAGGAUUCAUUAUUCGGUCAAAACGUAAUGAGCCGGAAAAAUUCGUUGCCGUGUGUGAAUUGGAACGCGUGCUGGACGACAAGGAUCUCUUGCACGAGUUGGCCAUGAACUACAAAUUCCAUGAUAAAUCCACAGCUCCUGAUUCGUUUAUUACCCAGUUCAAUAAGCUGGCGAAAGAUGCCUACUGGAAUCGAAUGCAAAAUGAGCUGUCGCUUAAACCUCCCAGCUACAAUAUGGUGAUUCAGCUGAUUCGGGAUAUAAAGCAGUCAUUUAAAUCCUUGCUGCGAGGAAAAAAUGAUCGUGCAUUGUAUACGGUUACCUUGUUGCUGGAUGAAAAGCAGUUGAUGCGUGGCAGUACACAGGUACGCAAUGUUGCUAUUCUUAAUGAAUUUCGUCGCAUAAUCACCAACCUCAUGGGAAUGGUCUGUUGCCCGGCACGUGAUGAAGAAAUCAUGAAACUGAAAAGAGAAACUGAACCCAUUGCCCAGCUGCGCGGAAUAAUGGAAGUGCUGGAGAAAAUGAAGUAUGAAAUGGCCAACUAUUUGCUCGCAUCCACACGUCCUACCAUCAUGCACUACUCCAUCAACUAUGAGCGAGAAAAGUUUAGCGAAAUGAGGGCGGCAUUUGGUCGUAAAAAGUUCCCAAACACUAUGGCGUGGUUAAAGCGCACACUUUCUUCCAUCAACAGCACUCACAGUGGCGUUGUGGUGGGCGAUGCGUCUUGCUCUAAGAAUUUCCAAAUAAUUAAGCUGAUCGAUAUUCAUAUGCCGGAAUAUUUUGUCGAACCGUACCAAGAGUUGAUCCAAAUUGAGAAACGAUAUCCGUUGCCGGAGCUGCUAGAGAUCGAUGCUGGACGUUUGGUACAACUGAAAGAACAAAUGUUUCGCUUGUGUGCUUGUGCCGCCAGUAUGCAGAUCACGUUCAAAUCUGUACCAAGUAUGGUCACUCAUCCGAGGCGUCAACAUUUAGCUGCUCAACUGACCAUCGCGAGCACAAACUUCCCUGUGAAAUACAACCAGAGUGAAAUGCUAAAGAACAUUUGUUCAUGUGUCCUUGCUAGUAUCACAGAACAUUCGCAGGAAUCGAAUGGGCCGCUGAUUACUGAAAACAAGAAGAUUUCCCUGCACGCUCAAAUAGUCAGCAUUAACUGCCGCACUUCGGCUUACUCCUCAGUAAGAGUGCAACUAAUGGCAUAUUUGAAGAACCUGCUACUUAUCGCAAAUAGACAACAUGUUUCAUUUCCAGUUAAGUUCCAAGAUUAUCGCGAGCAGACGAUUGAGCUGGCUAGACAAUUUAUUAUUCUAGUCACCUUUAACUUUAGCGUAUACGGUUCGUUCUACUUGAAGGCUGUGAACGAGGGAUAACAGGCCGGAGUAAACCUAUUUAUGUAUACCUAUGACCGCACAAGAAAUUUCAACUGUUUUCAAAAUUACAUUAAACUGUUACAAAGUUUUACAUUUAAAUUGUAAAAUAAGAAUAAA